Morchella sextelata is the source of this 219-nucleotide messenger RNA. RefSeq lists its product as uncharacterized. The transcript has 5 exons. NCBI's taxonomy places the organism in Eukaryota, Fungi, Ascomycota, Pezizomycetes, Pezizales, Morchellaceae. Bases 1 to 219 code for a protein of 72 amino acids. The record is from RefSeq and is a predicted model, not a curated record.
AUGGAAACCCAGCCCAAGCUGCAGGUCGUCGUAAUCACCACCUGUUCACCUACUGAGCGUGAUGAAAGAGGCGCAGUAUCCCGGGCGGGCCUCGGGGCUAAGCGAGAUGAAACAAACGCCCGCGAACCGAUAAUCGAUAGCGGGUCGACGUCGAGCCAACAGUCGAUUUGGCCAAUGAGAAUUGAAGAUUCAAAUGCAGUUUUAGUGGGAAUACUAUGA